This is a messenger RNA of Rotaria sordida, 912 nucleotides long. The record is from the annotation of a GenBank genome assembly. NCBI's taxonomy places the organism in Eukaryota, Metazoa, Rotifera, Eurotatoria, Philodinida, Philodinidae.
AUGUUGUCACAGUCAACAUCAUCAAAUUUAUCUGAAGCAUUAAUAAAUGUGAAAAAAAUUGAGCAAAAUUUUCUCAACCGUGAAUUCACAUUUAUUGAUCGAGAACGAAAUAAAAUUCGUGCAAAUGUUGAUCGACAUAUGGAAACAUUUCUACAAUUAACACGUAAACGACAUGAAACAUGGUAUCGAAAUGAUAAACAUUUUCGCGAAGCUUUAAGAGUAGAGAAAGAAAAUCAUGAAAAACGUAAAGAACGUCAUAGACAAAAAUUAUUAUUAGCAUCUAAUCCAACCUAUAUUCCACAAGUUCAUACGCCAUUUCAGCCACUGACUACUGAAAAUAUUGUUCUACCACCAAUUACAACACCAACAAUAACAACAGAAAUACCAAUAGCAAAUAAUACAUUAAUAAUGAAAACAAAAAAUAAUCCAUCAACAAUAACUCCACGUUCUGAACCAAUGACAAUAGUUGAUCGACGUACACAUCAAGUUUUACGUGCUUCACAAAAAUUACUUGAUGAAUCAGCAGCACGAUCAAGAUAUAAAUUUGUACCCGAUCGUCCUUCAUCAGUAUCAUUUCAGCAUAAACGUCCACCACCACCACCAGCAUCAUCAAGUUCAUGUUCAUUUAAUAGUGGAACACUUAUUGUACCGAUGCUAACAUCAGUUGAUUGUGAAGAAUAUAAUCGUUUAAUGCAUGAAUCAUUACAACAUGAAACAUUUAGUGGACUUGUUGAUCAUUUUGUUAAAUUUCGUCCUGAAUUUCGUGAACAAUUCGGUCUUAUUUACGAAGCUAGUAAAAGACAAAAAGCAAUGGAAAAAUUACGAAAACAUAAUCAAAUACAUGCAAAAACCAAAGAUGAACGUUAUCAUAAACUAGUUAAUAGUCUUACUGAUCUUCAUUCUGAACAAUAA